AUGUUAGCGGAGCAAGCGCCAGCACUCAUACCACUGUCGAGACCGUUGAUGUCGUUCCAAAAAGAAUGCCAGAGUACCAUUAUUAUCGAACCCUGUGGUGGGAAAAAGGCGACUUUAAUCCAAAGGCAAAAUGGGAAGAAGAAACCGAUGAAAUGUGGUCCUGUGUAUGGAACUGAUGGCAGUAUACUACCUCUUUGUGCGAUCCGAACUCGCGCCGACGAUUCUGGGAAAGAAGGGGAUGCAUCUUUUCGCCCCGAAAAACCACGAGGCGAGCCCUGGCCGAAUAUCGUCACCGAAGUGGCGUAUUCUGAGAGCGAAUUACAUGUUCUUGAAAAAGUCAAAGAUUUCUGGCUACACAAUUGGAGUCGUUGCCACGAGGUGAUCGUGGUUAAGAUUGAUAAACCUCCUGAAGAAGAUCAAGCUCCUUUACGGAUGCAAGGACAGAGUCAGAAGAUCAUUGGAUAUCCAGACUCGGACUUAUACGAUGAGUUGGAAACUCGAGUCUCUGACUCCUCAUUGAGAGAAUUGAAUUCCGGGCUCGUAACCGAAAUUGAUAAGCUUAGGAGAGAGAAGGAUUCACUUAUAGGUAAAAAUACCGAGCUCUUGGCUAGGGUUGUAGAAUUAGAACAAACUAUAAAAGAAGAUGCUCAAAAUACAAAGUUAAGAGACGCUGAACUUAAUACCAGAAUAUUAGAAUUACAAAACAGAGUAGUGAAAUUGGAACAGAACCAGUGCAUCGAUACUAAUGCCAACUCGUUAGAUUAUGAAACAAGUUCUAAUGGUACUUCUGAACAGAUAAUCUCAUGUAAUGAGAAGUCUAACACAUCUAGCCACGAAGUGACUGGUUUCAGCAAUUCUGACAUAUACCAGGAUUCGGUAACAUCUCCCGCAGAAACCAUAUCAUUUGACUCGCAAAAUGAAUUUCUGGAUUCAAAGCAUAGAGAAACGGUUAGAAAAGAGAUAAUUCAGAACAUUAAGAAGAAGAAACUCCGGGAUCAAGAGUUACUCUCAACCCCUGAGAAUACUAUCCCUAAGAUUUCAAUAUCACCGAAUAAGAAUGUUUCCAUACCCGAAGCAGAGAAAUCAUUACUUAAUAAAGAUCUAAAUAUUCAAGAUACAAAAAUUUCUUCUUCUGAAUCUAAAUCGUCUAUUAUCUCUUCAUCCAAUCAGGAACAAAGUGCUAUUUCUUCCAAAACAAAAAUUCCCUAUAAUCAAAAGGUUGAAAAAGGUUUAAUAUGUAAGUUAUCUACAUUUAUUAACGAGAAAAGCCUUUCGAAUUCCAUACCUGAUAGACAAAUUCUUGAAAACAUGCUAGGUGGAGAUGAUUCAACUCCAGGUUCCGCAUUGCAUUUGGCCCAUUUAUUUGACAAGGCUAAAAAAACUGGCCAGAAAGAAGUUUUACUUUAA
This is a messenger RNA of Acaulospora morrowiae, 1407 nucleotides long. NCBI's taxonomy places the organism in Eukaryota, Fungi, Glomeromycota, Glomeromycetes, Diversisporales, Acaulosporaceae. The record is from the annotation of a GenBank genome assembly.